AUGAUGCUCAGCCCGGACCAAGCGGCGGAUUCCGAUCACCCCUCCUCGGCUCCCUCGGACCCGGAGUCCCUGGCGGGGACCGACGCCAAGGGGCUGCUGGGCUGCUGCGUCUCGGACCCGGAGCCGGUGGAGGAGGGCGGCGGCGAGGGCAAGGGGGGUGGCCGGGCGGCCCUGCACCCCCAGCAGCUGAGCCGCGAGGAGAAGCGGCGCCGGAGGAGGGCCACGGCCAAGUACCGCUCGGCCCACGCCACCCGCGAGCGGAUCCGGGUGGAAGCCUUCAACCUGGCCUUUGCCGAACUGCGCAAACUGCUGCCCACCCUGCCCCCGGACAAAAAACUCUCCAAGAUCGAGAUCCUGCGCCUGGCCAUCUGCUACAUCUCCUAUCUCAACCACGUGCUGGACGUGUAG
Emys orbicularis (European pond turtle) is the source of this 408-nucleotide messenger RNA. RefSeq names its product nescient helix-loop-helix 2 (gene NHLH2). Gene Ontology annotation, biological process: regulation of transcription by RNA polymerase II. Lineage: Eukaryota; Metazoa; Chordata; Testudines; Emydidae. Bases 1 to 408 code for a protein of 135 amino acids. Gene Ontology annotation, molecular function: protein dimerization activity; DNA-binding transcription factor activity, RNA polymerase II-specific; RNA polymerase II cis-regulatory region sequence-specific DNA binding. The transcript has a single exon. The record is from RefSeq and is a predicted model, not a curated record.